AUGUGGCAUGAUGAAGUGUUGGUGACGAAUGGAGAUUCGAUAUGGGGUCGUAUGACAGCUCUGGUCACUUCGUUGGUCGGGCACAGGUGCACACCGCGUGAAAGAGCUGAUGCUUAUGAGCAGUUACUGCUCUCAUCAAUUAGAGAUGAUGAUAAGCAAUUAGCAGUAAGUGUUUAUCAAAGUGUUCCAAUCGAAUCAAUGAUUAACGAUGCAGCUGGAAAACUGGCGAAAAUUGAGGACAAAAAUAGGACGGCUGAUAAAUUUCGUCGUAAAAUUGGUUUACUUCGAAGAAAUGGCGAUGAGAAUGAUGAAAUAUUGAGAUUUUUAUUGCUGAUGGCCGACUGGGAUGGAAUUCUGAACAGUACUCCAAAAUCGCUUUUCGAGCUACCACUGCGUGACACAUCAAAU
This is a messenger RNA of Anisakis simplex (herring worm), 408 nucleotides long. The record is from the annotation of a GenBank genome assembly. NCBI's taxonomy places the organism in Eukaryota, Metazoa, Nematoda, Chromadorea, Rhabditida, Anisakidae.